AUGCCGCCGAGAGCGAACACGAAGACGCCGCUCGACAAGCGACUGUCUGCCAACGCUGGCAAGGAGGAGAUGUCGAACUGGAACAUAGCCGAGCUGAAGCAGAAUCUGCAGGAGGACAGUGCCAUCCUCGAACAGACCCUCCGAGAGGCGAACAGGCUGCUGGGCGACUCAACAGGGUCGCCGCUGAUCGACGUCGGGGGGAUAGUGAACAAGGAUGUUGCGGCAAGGAAGCUGAGGAACGCUUCUGACUGGGGUGACGAUCAUGCUCACCAUAGAGAAGAUUUCAGCUCCGGUACCUUCAUGACUGAGCUGGACACCAGCUCGGUAGCAAGCGCCCCAACGGUCGUGGGCGGUGCCAAGGUGACGAUGUCGGAGGAGCUCGCGCUGAGACUCUCGGUGCUGGAGCAGGCGAUAGGGAAGGAGGCAGUGAAGGUGCUGCAGAGCUGUGUGCAGUCGGACCUGGACCAGGUAGCGAAGACGGUGAAGCAGCAGAGCUCGAGCAAGGAUGGGGGGCGGCAGACGUCGGAAGUGAGCGAGACGAUCGCGGAACUGGAAGGCAGGAUCGUGGAGGAAGAGGCCUUGAAGCUGUCAGCCCUAGAGCAAGUGAACGCGCUCAAGGAGAACCUGAGGAUGCAGAACACGAGGGUGCUGGAGCUACAGGACAAGCUCGCGCUGCUCGACUCGACGAGCCAGGAGGGGGGGGAACUGCUCAAGAAGAAGGAGACGGAGAUCAAGAGUCUUAAAGAGGAGCUGCUGGCCGUGCAGCACAAGACAAGGAUGGAAGAGAACGAGAGGUUGAAGCUGGUUGACAGGCUGAGGAAGAAGGACGUGGAGAUGGCAAAGACGAAGGAGUCGAUGGACAAGAUGACGAUGCAGCUGCAGAGGUUGGCGGAGGAGAGGGACAGCAUGCAUGCCCAGUUCGACGAGCUGCAGAGGCGCUACCAGGACGCGCAGCUCCGUUGCUCGAACCUUCAGCAGGACCUCGACAAGCAUCAGAGCGCAGAGAGAGUGCUCAAGAGGAAUUUACAGCUCCAGAUGCCUGAGGAGGUGAAGAGAGUCGUCAAGAGGGUCGAGGAGCUGGACAAGCAGAACAGGGAGCUGCAGGAGAAGCUGAAGCAGAGCAAGGACCACGAGAACCAUGCGGACAUGCUGCGGAAGAACAGGAUCGAGAUCACCGAGUUGAGAGUGUCCAACAAGACUCUGUCCGCCAAGGUUGAUGAGCUGAAGAAGGAGAAGGAGCUGCUGGAGAAGAAGUCGGAGAGCGAGCGGAGGCUGCUGGAAAACAGGACCCGCAACUUGUUCGACCUCAAUGUCAAGAGCACGCAGAAGCUGCAGGGAGAGCUGGACCUGAGGAUAGCGGAGAGGCUGCAUAACCGAUCGGCCGACAAUGAGGUCGCGUCGUUGAGGAGGAGAAACCUGGAGUUGCUGGGGCAGAUCAACGCCCUUGACGAGCAGAAGAUGGCGGCUGAGAACAAGCUCAGGGAUGCAGAGAGGAAGAGCAGGGAACUCAAGGACAAGCUCGAGCUGUACGCCACGAUCCACCGGAUCGACUUGGGGAAGUUGCAGUUCUCCUCUGAUCUCAACACUGAGGAGGAGCUUUCUGCGUUCCUCGGCGACUCCUCCGCGUCCUCCCAGGGCAGGAAGAAGAAGAUCCGCACGCAGAGCAGGAGCGUCACGCCCGGCCUGUUUUCUCGCCCUCCUCCCUCCGCCGAAGACCAGAAGCGCUCUCAGAGCGCACAGCCGGGAGGAGGAAACUGGAGCGGAGCCGCGGCUGAGAUGUCGACGACAACUGGGGAGCAAGUGAGGGCUUCGGCGAGGAUGGAGGCGGAGGAGGAGAGCUUGGAGGGGCUGAAGGCGAAGGUGGCACAGCUGCAGGCGAAGCUGACGGGAGAGGAGAAGACGAAGACGAACGCGCAGGAGAAGGUCAUUGCGCUAGCUGAGCAGCUGGUGGAGAAGGAUCGGCAGAUCACUGCUUUACAGAGCUCGCUUGAUGCUGAGAAGGAGACAAAGAAAAAGAAGAAGAAGAGCGAGAGGCUGAGAGACCUUGAGGGGCAGGUUCUGUCCCUCAUUACUAAGGUGAGGGAGACGGAGAUGGAUAAGGACCAGGUGGAGAUCAAACUCAACGAGAAGGAGGAAGAGACCAAGGUCAAGGCCCGUAAGAUCGGCGAGCUGAUCUUCAAAGCUGCACGACAAACGAAACCUGAGGCGGACCCCAAGAGCUCGACGAUGCCGCCCCGGGUCAUACGGGAGGAGAGCCUGGGGGCGGGGAGAAUGAAGAUAAGCUCUUCGUUGAACCGACCGCUCAAGGAGGAAACCUUCUCCGCCACCAUGGACAGGGAUAGGAGCGAAGAUAUCAAGACAUGA
Guillardia theta CCMP2712 is the source of this 2364-nucleotide messenger RNA. RefSeq lists its product as hypothetical. The coding region runs from base 1 to 2364 and encodes 787 amino acids. The record is from RefSeq and is a predicted model, not a curated record. Lineage: Eukaryota; Cryptophyceae; Pyrenomonadales; Geminigeraceae. The transcript has 14 exons.